UUCUCACCUCCAUCCACUUCGAGCAGAGACGCUCUGCAGACGUUAGUCCUGAUCUUCUCUCAGCUCCACAUGUCGAUCAGACUGACUCGCUCCGAGUUUCAGCUCCACUCAGACCUGCAGGAUGAGGACUGUUUAUCUGGGAAUGCUGCUCUUAUUCCAACGCGCUGUUUCCUCCUUAACGGAGUUCAGCGUUAAUGGAGAGAUCAGGAACUUUGCUGUUGGAAACGGGAAAGUGUUCGUCGUCACCGACUCUCAGCUCCUCCAGAUGAGGCUCGAUCUAGCAGAGGAAAAACACAAGGACAUACAGAACCACAGACACCAGAACCGAGUUAAUAUUUUACUGCCUUUCGACGCGAAUAAGACCCUGAUAACCUGCGGAACCUCUGACUGUGGAUACUGUGAACUCCUGGACAUCAAUGACAUCAGCAGAAGUCUCUACAGGGAGGAUGUUCCAGUUUCACCAUCUGUUAAUAAAUCAUCUGUUUCUUUUAUUGUAGAUUUUGAUGAAGGAACAGAGAAAUACAUGCUGGUUGCCAGAGAGGAGAUUCCUGAUGACUGUGGCUCUGAUGAAGGAGUUUCUCUGCAUAACACUCUGGAAUCUCAACAAGGAGGAAUUUUCUCUAAAUCAGGCAUUGAGCCAACUGAAGCCAACAUUUCUCCACAGAGUGAUGCUGAGUGGAUUGAUGGCUUCCAAUCAUCUCCUCCCUCUCACUCGUACCUGCUGGUGAACGUUAAGUCUAGAACAGGUCCAGCUGUGGUGGUCUUAAGGAUGAAGAACGGCCGCAGUAAAUCAGAAAUGACCAGAUCUUUAGAAGGUGCAGUGCUGCAGUGCUGUGAUGAUAAAGAGCGUAAAAAGCUCUUGUCCUCCUCUGUAGUUCUCUCCUCUGGAUCUCCUCUUCUCUGGACGGGAAUAUUCACUGCGCAAGAACCGAACGACCCCCAGAAAACUGCUUUGGCCAUUUACGACCUGAGUCAGAUCAGAGACCGAGUACCUUCAUAUUUCAGCUGUAAACCAACGUGCAGAGCUCAGAAAGGAGAAGAUGUUCUGAGGCCUCGUGCUGUGGUGCUCAAACACAGUUCAAUGUCAUCUGUAGCAGCAGAAAAGAAAGGAUCCUGGAUUGAGCUCUACAUCGGAACUGCUACUGGACAACUGCUGAAGAUUGUGCUGGACAAGGCAUUGAAUUCUGGCUGUGUGACAGUGCUGUACAGCUCGGAUGAUGGCAACAUGGUGUUUCCCAGAAUGCAGUUUGACCCAGAGGAUCAUAAAUACAUCUACGUAGCUUCGAAAAAUCAAAUCAGGCGAGUAGCAGUGUCUCAGUGUGGUGUGCACAGCACUUUCACCGACUGCAGAGCUUCUCAGGACCCUUCCUGUGGCUGGUGUGUAACCACAAACAAGUGCUCCAGCAAGGUGGGAUGCUCCAACUCCAUUUGGAUCCCCAUUCCUGAAGAUUUUUUUCAGAAGGAGCUGAUCACAUUUCAAGUGGCCAAAGUCUCUGGAAAGGUCAGUCUGAGUCUCUACCUGAUAGCACAGGGCACAGUAGGUCCUCCAUUAAAAUGCAGUAUUAAGGCAGGGAAUGUGGAUCUGUGUGACAACCUGACCUCAGUUUCCCAGAACAGCUGCUCCUGCAGUUUCUCCAGCCAACGUCUGCCUCCUGAAGGACUCAGAGUCAUAGCAGCCGUCACUAUUGGAGAUCAGAAAAUCACAGAGAGCCUGAAACUGAGGAACUGCCCAAACAUCACAGAGACAUCACCAUAUGCUGCAUGUGCAGCGUGUGUCUCAGUUGGGUGUCACUGGUCUCCUGUUAGUCAGAAUUGCAGCUGGACUCAGGGUUCUGCACCACAGGUACACAUACAGGAUGCGUGUAAAGAAUUCUCUUCUAAGAAGUACACACCAGAGAUCCUCUCCGUGUUGCCUAACCAAGUCUCACUUUAUGGCAAAAACAAUGCAGUAAUAAAGGGGAAAAAUCUGGAUCCAGUUGUGAAAAUUCGCUUACAGGGGUUGAAGGAGUGUGAUUUAAAAGAGACUCCAGCGCUGGAGCGCUCCACUGACACGCUGAAGUUCAGUAUUCCGAGGAGAAAUAAAGGAACUGUGAAGGUGUGUGUGGUGACAGCAGAUGGCCGUUGUCAUAGUAACGCUACCAUCACUUAUGGCACUCAGCCCACUUGUACUGGACUGCAGCCUAGAAACACCUGGGCCAGUGGGGGGAGGAAGAUUGAAGUGCUGGGGAGCGGUCUGCAGUACGUGGAGACAAUCAUAGUGAAUAAUAAAGAAAUAAGCGUCAAGUCAAGCACUGUGGGUGUCUGGUUUCACUCUCCAUCUCUCAGGGUGGGUGAGAGCUCUGGGCUGUUCUGUGUCUCUCUCAGAGUGGGGAACUCAACAGUGGACUGUGUACAUAAACUCUCUUACCUCCCAAACCCAGAAUUCAUCAGCUUCUCCACCUCUCAGGAUGUCAGUUAUGGUUUAGUUUUCAUUAAUGUAAAGCAGGGCAGGCUGAAUAUGCGUGUGGAGGAUGUAAAGGUGUGGGGUUUGCAGGAAGAGAAGCAGUUUGAGUGUGUGGUAGAGAAAGUCAUAUCCACUGCUAUUGUCUGUGACAUUCUGGAAACACAGGAAGUCAGAAUAAAUGUGACCUCGCUCAGGAUCAGUGUUGGCGACUUUUCCACAAUUCUAAAAACUCAAGUGGGACACACAGACAGUUUGUUCUGUGUGUAAGAUUCACCCUGAAUUUCUGAGUCCUGUAAGAAAAUGAUCCUGAUCAUCUCUCUCUUCUCUUCAGUCAACGUGCUUUUGUAAUUAUGUGUCUGUUCUCAGUGUUUACAUGUGCACAGUUCAGUUCCAACCUGCAUCUAAUAUGCUGCUCCCCCUCCUUUAGUCAAGAUAGUUAUUAUUAUUAGUAUCAUUUUCUUUUUCUUUCACUUUCAUAAUUUUUUUGCUAGUGCUCUAUGUGCCUGAAAUACCUAAAUGCACUCAUUUGAGGGCGUGUCCACAUACAUUUGGCCAGUGUAUGGAAAUUGUAAAGUGUUCAUUUUCAUGAUGUCAUAGAUGUAAUAAAAAGGCUAUUUUGCUUUUUAAUUUUAACAUUUGACAUGAAACCUAUAACAAUGUUUACAUACUAUUAUUGUUAAGGAAAAUUAGGUUUAGGUAGCAUGAUAUGGGUCUGUUCACACUCUAGGGAUCACAAAAUGUUUUAAGAUAUUCAGCUUCCUUAUAUCACACAUAGACAUGCAUGAAAGCAUAUAUAUAUACAGCUAUAGGCACAGGGCUUUCUGCAGUUACUCAUGUCAGAUUUCAUAACUAUGCAGGAUAUGAGGCACAUUUAAACAUGGUAUGAGUGUUCAUAUAAAGUGUUAGCUGAUGUUCUUGUGUAUAUAUUUGGGAAUAAUCAUCAUAAUUAACUGGAGUUUUGUUCAUUUAAUUUCAGUUGAUUUUUUUUGCUUCUAAUUAUGUUUUAAGAACAUCAGUUAAAACGCCCGGUCAUACUUUAUUUGGAUGGUCUCCUAUAGAUGCUCUUUAGCUAGUAAAAUCAUUAACAAACUUUCUGGUGAUCCCCAGUUGAUUAUCAACAACAUUAGGGUUAGGAGUAGAGUUGGGGAUAGAUUUAUGAACUUCAGUUGAGUUUAAUGGUUAUUGAGCUGAAUGUUAUUGAAAGACAGACUGAGCAUUUGCAAAGAAUCUAUACUGAACCAUCUAAGUUACAUUCAACUUCAAGUUUAAUGGCAUUUAAUGACCAUUCAAUUGAAUGUUACUUAAAUAUAUAUACGGAACAUUUACAAAGAAUCUACAAUGGACCAUCCAAAUAAAGCGUUGCCAAAAUACUCUCCACUGCCCUGAUGUCAAAAUGUGCUGGGUAUAUAAAAAGAAACAUCUAGUGCAGCGGUUAGUGGCUCAUUUAAACUACGGAGGCCUGAUUGUUAUGAAUUGUUGUUUCUAGAACACAAUAGCAAGAAUUUGGCCCUGUUUUAAUAAUGCGGCUACAUUUUAUCAUUAUCUUGUUUUAAGAUACUUCAGAUUCCAUGUGAUGUAACAAUGUUUAUUUGUUGAUGCAAAAAUGUUCCUUUGGACAAGGUAAAUAUCUUUACAAUA
Pygocentrus nattereri (red-bellied piranha) is the source of this 4081-nucleotide messenger RNA. RefSeq names its product plexin-C1-like. The coding region runs from base 122 to 2710 and encodes 862 amino acids. NCBI's taxonomy places the organism in Eukaryota, Metazoa, Chordata, Actinopteri, Characiformes, Serrasalmidae. Gene Ontology annotation, cellular component: semaphorin receptor complex. The record is from RefSeq and is a predicted model, not a curated record. The transcript is spliced from 15 exons. Gene Ontology annotation, biological process: regulation of GTPase activity; semaphorin-plexin signaling pathway involved in axon guidance; regulation of cell migration. Gene Ontology annotation, molecular function: protein binding; semaphorin receptor activity.